Thamnophis sirtalis is the source of this 1263-nucleotide messenger RNA. The record is from RefSeq and is a predicted model, not a curated record. Lineage: Eukaryota; Metazoa; Chordata; Lepidosauria; Squamata; Natricidae.
UUUGAGCUGGCUGUGGAUGCUGUGCACAAGAAGGUGCCCAAUCAGCCAGUAGGGCCAAGGAGGGAGGAUAUUGUAGACACUAUGGUUUUCAAGCCUGCUGAUGUCAUGUUAGUGCACUUCCGCAAUGUUGAUUUUAACUACGCCACCAAAGAUAAGUUCACAGAUUCUGCCAUUGCCAUGAAUUCUAAAGUAAAUGGAGAGCACAAAGAGAAAGUACUACAACGCUGGGAAGGGGGAGAUAGCAACAAUGAUGAUUACGACUUAGAAUCAGAUAUGUCUAAUGGCUGGGACCCAAAUGAGAUGUUCAAAUUCAACGAGGAAAAUUAUGGUGUGAAGACAACGUAUGAUAGCAGUCUCUCAUCAUAUACAGUCCCUCUUGAAAAAGAUAAUACAGAGGCUUUUAGGCAACGAGAGGCCAGAGCUGCACAGCUAGCACGAGAAAUUGAGUCAAGCCCACAGUAUAGACUGCGUAUUGCAAUGGAAAAUGAUGAUGGGCGCACAGAAGAAGAGAAGCACAGUUCAGUGCAAAGACAAGUGUCUGGAAGAGCCAGCCCUAAUUUGGCUUCCAGAGAGGGAAAAUAUAUCCCACUUCCCCAACGUGUCAGAGAAAGCUCCAGAGGAGGCAUACGCUGCAGUAGUUCUAGAGGAGGGAGGCCAGGCAUGGGCUCCUUGCCAUCCCGUGGGAGUUCACAUCAUUCAGAAAGCAACACUGGCUCUGCUCCAGAGCAAAGAGGUAUCAAUGGAGGUCCAUCUAGAAUGUCUCCAAAGUCUCAACGACCCAAUCGAGGGGCCAAGAAUAUGUCUUCCCCAACCAGCCGACCCAUGGAAGUCUCUGCUGCAUCUCCUACAGUGGGCCGUCUCUAUCCUCCUCGUUCACCGAAGUCUGCCUCAACUGUUCCAGUCUCUUCCCAAGAUCCCCCUGUGGGAUCAGCUAUCCCUAUUGCUCCUGCAUCACCUUCUGAGUCAAGAACUACCAUGGAAUCUAGUGCUUCCCCGACCCCACCUUCACCUAAAGUCCCAGCAUCUAACCCAGUAGCUGCUGUUGAAGUUAAAGAGGUGCCUAACUCUGCCACCAAAGAAGCUGGCAGGACUGUAGAAAUUAUGGGGCCCUCAGACUUGGUCAAGCAGACUAGCAAAGGUCUCCAAAAUGAGCAAAAGAGGAAUCAGCUCGAGGAGUUGAGGAAGUUUGGAGCUCAGUUUAAGGUGAGCACAUUUUCUUAUCCCCCUUCAUUUAAAGAGGAGGAAAACAUUGAGCACUUUUAA